AUGAAUCGUAAUCAUGGCUCUGAAAGAAAACAGUUAGCGACAACCGUCGACUCCGCAUUUAGUAAGGCCUCUGGAGCAAAGGAAAACAAGCAGCAGUUCCUGACCCAGCCUCACACCAAGCUUCUGAGUUCCACCAUUGAUGGUGACCUUUGUGGAGUCAAACUCAUCCUGCUCGAGGCCCAGGCAGUCAUCAACACCAGAGGUCUGAACAGGAGGACCCCGGUGAUGUUUGCAGCAGGGAAAGCACACAAAGACAUGUUUGACUUACUUGUUAGGGAAGGAGCGGAUCUAUCUCUGCUGGAUAAGGACAGAAAAACGGUUCUACACAUUGCCUGUGAAGGAGGAAACAUAGGUAUAGUGAACUAUAUCCUCACAAAGGACAUUGUGGGCAUCGACAACAGAGACAACUUGAGGCAGUCAACAGUUAUGAAAGCAGCUCUCAACGGCAACAAAGAUGUGUUUGAGAUACUUGUGGGGAAAGGAACUGAUCUGUCAUUUGUGGAUUCUAACGGUGGCACAAUAUUGCAUCUAGCCUGUUCAGGAGGAAGUAUUGAGAUAGUUAAUCAUGUCUUAACAGAUACGCAUUUGGACAUAAACAGUAGAGACGAGGAAGACUGCACACCGAUGCUGAAUGCGGCAAAGAAGGGACACAAGCAUGUCUUUGAUCUACUGGUGAGCAAAGGAGCUGAUAUGGCCCUUCGGGAUCGUGCCAGUAACACCGUUCUUCAUGCAGCCUGUGAAGGAGGUAAUAUUGAAAUAGUUCAGUAUAUUCUUAGGCAGAAUGUUACAUCCAUUAACGCCAGACGCUGGGAAGGGGUAACACCAGUGUUAGUAGCUGCAGAUAAUGGACAUGAGGAAGUGUUUGACCUGCUUGUUGUGGAAGGUGCUGACCUUCUUAUAGUAACUGAUUUUAGGGACAACAUCCUACAUGAGGCUUGUAAAGGAGGAAACAUGAAGCUGGUGACGUAUGUCCUCAAUCAGAACAUUGUGGACAUCAACAGUAGAGGAAAAGAUAGAAUGACACCAGCAAUGAUAACAGCCUCCAUGGGACACAAAGAUAUAUUCGACUUACUGCAGGAGGAAAGAGCUGAUCUGACACAAGUGGAUGAAGAUGGCAACAACAUUCUCCACAAGGCCUGUGAAGGAGGUAAUAUUGAGCUUGUAAGCUAUGUUCUAACAAAGAACAUUGUGGACAUCAAUAGUAAGAACAUGCUUGGGACGACGUCAGCAAUGGAAGCAGCCGUCGGUGGCCACAAAGAGGUGUUACAUCUGCUCAUGAGUACAGGAGCUGAUCUGACCCCCGUUGAUGAUGAAGGUUCAGACAUUCUUCAUAUUGCAUUUUCGUCCACAGACAGGGAGACUGUCAAAUUUAUCCUUACACAUAGCAUUGUCAACAUCAACGGUAGUGACAACGGAGGAAUGACACCAGCAUUACUGUCAGCAGAGAUGGGGUACAGAGAUGUAUUCAAUUUAGUUGUGAGAAAAGGAGCUGAUCUGUCAAGUGUAGACGUUGACGGUGGCAACAUUAUUCAGAAGGCCUGUGUUGGAGGAAAUCUGGACAUUGUGAAGUACCUCCUAACGCUGAACAGCAUUGUACAACACAUCAACAGGAGAGGAGAGAGUGGCUGGACACCAGUGAUGUUUGCGGCAAGUUUGGGGUACAAAGAUGUGUUUGAUUUACUAGUGAAGAAAGGUGCUGAUUUGACUCUAAGAAAUAAAGAUCGCGACACUAUCCUUCAUUUGGCAUGUAGAGUUAACAUACAAAUAGUGAGGUACCUGGUUUCCCGCAACAUUGUGGAUAUCAACGUAAGAGAAGGUGUGGGAAGAACCCCAGCUUUUGUUGCUGCGGGAUUGGGGAAUAUACGUAUAUUUGAGGAACUUGUGAAGAAAGGAGCUGAUCCGACAGUGACGGAUAUAUAUGGGAGCACCAUCCUUCAACAUGCAACUUUGGGAAACAGGGUGGAAAUGGUGAAAUACAUCAUUUCACAUGCGAUUGUAGAUAUUACCUUAAAAACCAAACAGGGGUUAACUGCUGCUCUGAUAGCAAAGCAACACGGGUUCACUGCAGUGUAUAAUGUGUUUCUGUCACAUGCCUCUCUUUAA
This is a messenger RNA of Haliotis rufescens (red abalone), 2103 nucleotides long. Its product is annotated as putative ankyrin repeat protein RF_0381. Bases 1 to 2103 code for a protein of 700 amino acids. NCBI's taxonomy places the organism in Eukaryota, Metazoa, Mollusca, Gastropoda, Lepetellida, Haliotidae. The transcript has 2 exons. The record is from RefSeq and is a predicted model, not a curated record. Gene Ontology annotation, molecular function: protein binding.